AUCCACUCUGCCUCGGCUUGUGCAGUACACAAACCAGAUGGGAUAAUCGAUCGAUCUAGAAAGAAAAUUCGCCGCUUAUCUAAUCUAAUCAACCAUGGGCUCGAUCACGUGGCGACGGCGGGGUUAUCUUAUCGGGGACUUGUUGCGCCUCCUCCCCUCCUCUUCUCUCUCACGCCUUCAUCUUCCGCCACGUUCUUUGUGAUUUUCUCGCCUUCUAGCCAGCUCUCACCAAAGGUCUCCCACAGCUGGCUUUCUGGGGCUUUCUCAGACCAUCUGAACUACUGACAACUCAGUUCCACAGGGUCUAGUACGCUUCGGCCAAGUACUGAUCUAGUACCGGUAUUCGUCGAGAAGGGAGACAGUUGCCUCAGGUGGUUUGGGUCAUUCCUAGAUAUAAAGAAGACCGGUUUCAUUUGAGAAACACAACGGGCGGAAGAAAAAAUACCGUCAUCUUGGGUUUAAGUUCUUGUAUCGCACUUGUUCAAGAUAUCGACUGCAAGAAAAUGGCAAGUCCAGCCCAAUGCUACUAUUGUUUCGAGACUCUCGCGGCGUCCUUCAAAGGCCUCGAGCCUCCCAGUCUUUCGACCGUGGAGGACCUCGGGGAAAGGCACGAACAAUUUAAAAAGCUAGCCGCUUUGCAAGACAACAUGGAUGGCACCAUUGACGAAGACGACGAUCCAACCAAAUCUGACUACGCACCAGCCAUCAAGCCACCAGGUGUCCGCCGGCUUCAGAGUGAGAUGUCGUUAGAUUCUAGCCCAUCGAAUUCCCCGUCUGAGAUGUCGAACAAUUCGUCACACUCGGCCCUAUCGAACUUGACGGGUAACACGACGCCCAGCUCUCAGUCUCUUCAGCCAGAGUCGGCAGGUCACCUUGCCCGCAGGGAGAAAACUCAGCGGUAUCCGUUGUUUGUCACGUGGAACACCAUCUCGAAGAGCGGCCACAAGUCUCUGCGUGGAUGCAUUGGAACCUUCGAGGCGCAGGAACUCUCUGCUGGCCUCAAGUCCUAUGCCCUCACUUCCGCUUUUGAUGACACACGGUUUUCCCCGAUCCCGGAACAGUUGUUACCGUCGCUGUCGUGCUCGUUGACACUGCUGGGAACGUUCGAGCCUUGCACCAACGCCUUAGACUGGACUCUGGGCGUGCACGGGAUCCGUAUCUCCUUCAUCCACCGCGGCAGACGGUACGGUGCCACCUACCUCCCAGAUGUCCCGGUGGAACAAGGCUGGACCAAAGAAGAGACAAUUAAAAGCUUGAUGCAAAAAGCCGGCUGGGACGGAGCCACCGAGAACGCUGCGCGGAGGUUCCUCCGAGGCAGCAGCAGCAGCGCCGCUUCCAGCACCGCCCCCACCAAUCCCUGGGACCAGGUUUCGGAUUUCCGUGCUGUCAAGUACCAAGGUCACAAGGCGUCGGCAACCUAUGCGGAAUGGCAGGCCUGGCGGAAGUGGGUUCUGUCUCUGGAAGACGGAAGUGACAAGCUUUUGUCUCCGGAGGCCUGAGGCUGACAAGGGCAAAGAGCUGUGGUUGUCGUUUUUAGUUGAUCUGAAAAUGCCAUCUACAGCGACGUAUUUGACGAUGUGACGGUGUCUAUGAGGACAGUAUGGAGUUUUUAUGGCGUUUUUCAUUUAUUGGGCUUGCGUUAUAUGGGCAGCAGCACUAGACACAUUUCAGGUUUCCUAGAUGUCCACGACUGUGCAUGUCAUUGCUUGACUUUAAUUUAAGCGUUUUUCUGUAUUCC
Molecule: messenger RNA, 1738 nt
Organism: Aspergillus candidus
Lineage: Eukaryota; Fungi; Ascomycota; Eurotiomycetes; Eurotiales; Aspergillaceae
Product: AMMECR1 domain-containing protein
Exons: 2
Coding region: 504-1499 (331 amino acids)
Source: RefSeq, a predicted model, not a curated record